UCUAUAUGAGGAGAAAAUUAGCUGUGACAAUACUCUGAAAGCCAAACAGGCUAACUACCAGAUCCCCAAAAACAGAGAAUUGUCGAUACUCACGCCAAAGAGAAGAAGAAGAAGAAGAAGAAGGAUGGGUGUGGUGAAGUCGGCGUUAGGGGAUAUGCUGAUGACCUUCUCCUGGGUUGUCCUCUCCGCGACCUUCGGUUUACAGACGACGGCGAUUGUCUCCGCCGGCGGUUUUCAAGGAAUCACUUGGGCACCUUUGGCGAUUAUCACGUUUCUGAUUUUCUUCUACGUUUCGAUCUUCACCGUUGUCUUCGGCGGCGCUAGCUUCAACCCUACCGGAAACGCCGCCUUCUAUGUCGCCGGUAUCCCCGGAGAUACUCUUUUCUCCUUGGCUAUCAGAUUACCUGCUCAGGCAGCUGGUGCUGCAGGAGGUGCACUGGCCAUUAUGGAGUUCAUACCAGAGAAGUACAAGCAUAUGAUUUCAGGGCCUUCCCUUCAGGUUGAUGUGCACACCGGAGCUAUUGCAGAAACCAUCUUAAGUUUUGGUAUUACCUUUGCGGUUUUGCUUAUUAUCCUCAGGGGCCCACGAAGAUUACUCGCUAAGACGUUCUUGCUUGCUCUUGCAACCAUCUCAUUCGUUGUUGCUGGGUCUAAAUACACCGGACCAGCCAUGAAUCCUGCCAUUGCGUUUGGGUGGGCAUACAUGAACAGCUCUCACAACACAUGGGACCAUUUCUACGUCUACUGGAUCAGUUCUUUCGUAGGAGCUUUAUCUGCUGCACUUGUCUUCCGUUCUAUCUUCCCGCCACCUCGGCCGCAGAAGAAACAGAAGAAAGCCUGAGGAGAAACCAAUGGGGGGGAGAACACCGGUCAGAUUCUUUACCGGACUGGGCUGUAGGAAGAUUAAGAAGGUUUCUCCAUUCUAAAAUAAGGAGAAACCGGAAAAAGUCUAAAUCAUUGUUUAAAAAAUUCACGCUUUAUUUAUGGAUUUGUGUGGACGUCACUAUUCUCCGGUUUGUGCAUAAAAAUCAUUCAGACUCUAUUCCGGUUAUAUCAAUGUCUGGUUUAGUUUA
Eutrema salsugineum is the source of this 1073-nucleotide messenger RNA. Its product is annotated as aquaporin SIP1-1. Gene Ontology annotation, biological process: transmembrane transport. The record is from RefSeq and is a predicted model, not a curated record. The coding region runs from base 125 to 841 and encodes 238 amino acids. Gene Ontology annotation, molecular function: water channel activity. Gene Ontology annotation, cellular component: membrane. The transcript has 3 exons. Lineage: Eukaryota; Viridiplantae; Streptophyta; Magnoliopsida; Brassicales; Brassicaceae.